Labrus bergylta (ballan wrasse) is the source of this 3568-nucleotide messenger RNA. The record is from RefSeq and is a predicted model, not a curated record. Lineage: Eukaryota; Metazoa; Chordata; Actinopteri; Labriformes; Labridae.
ACAGGCGGACUCGUUCUGUGUUGAGUCACUUCUCAUGGAGCGUCAAACUCAGCAGCAGAGAUUUAACCUGUUGUGAAAAGUGAUGAAGACGAUUCCGAUCUAAGCGCCGAGCUCCAGGUGACAUUUCAGAAGCGUCCCACAGUGAUCCCGUCAGAGAACCCGAUGCAGCGUUUCAGACCACGGCCCCGUUCAGCACAGACGACUCUGCUAACGCCUCAGAACAGGAAGCUUUUAGUGGUAGCUGCUCGCUUAUCAACCAACAUCUUCUCUGUUUGCCACAAUGAUUUGGAAAUGGAUCUAUCUUACCGCCCUCCUUCCUGGAGCACUCACAUCCCCGACUCCACCCUCACGCCCUAACACCACCGCCGUGGAAGGACCCUGUCGCAUCUACAACUCCGGCCGCUCUGCAGACUGUCUGGGUCGACAGCUGGAAAGUGUCCCGUGGACACAAUUUCCACCCACGCUGGAAGAGAUCGACCUCUCCUCCAAUAAGCUCCAAGCUAUCCUCGCCAACGACUUCCUCCGCCUCCCUCGGCUUCGUGUCCUCCUGCUGAAGUUUAAUAACAUUUCCCACAUCGACAGUGAAGCCUUUAAAAACAACAAGCUGCUGGAGCAUCUUGACAUCUUUAAUAACUCCCUGCGGGAAAUCCCUGCCACCGCCCUGACUCCGCUUCUAAAUCUGAAACAGCUCAUGAUGUCGAAUAACCUUUAUGAACACGCCACUCUGGAUGAGAGCUUCUCCAAAUUGGUCCAUCUCAAAGUUUUGUCGAUGGGCGGCCCUUUGGUGAUGGGUCUAAAGAAAGCCGAUUUCCAGCCCCUGAAAAACAUGCGUUUGCACGGCUUUGCAAUCAAAUGCUCCUCUAACCUGAGUUACUACGAGCCCGGGAGUUUAGAGGUCGUCCAGACGAUGCAGAUGGGUUUCGACAUGGCCUUAGAUCAACGGUCCGUCGCUCUGCAUCACAUGCUGCGUGACCUCGCCAACAAGACCUUCAGCGUCAUCCAGUUCCGAAACCUGUUUGAGUUCACGUACUACAUGGGAACGGACGACAUUUUCCAGGGUUUAAGAUACGUCACGGCCCAGCAGCUCGUCUUCCACAGAGGGAAAUUCAAUGAGAAUCUCCUUCGUAUGGCGUUGAUGAACCUAGAGGUCGCACCCAUCAGAAAUCUGAGACUUCAGUACAUCGACUUCGCCCGCUCACCCACGUUCAUCGAUAACGGAGGAGACUCCAGUAUCACGGAUCUAGCUCUGGAUGAGCUGGAUCUUUGGUAUAUCAGCAACCCGGAUGUGCUGCGCUUCGACUGGCGCUUCACCUGGUUCAACAAAAUCAAGCACCUGUCUAUUCAGUAUGUGAACUUCAACUCGGUUCCAUGCGACGCCUGGGCGGAGAUGGCGGCUGUUGAGAUUAUGGACAUCUCCAACAAUCGACUACAGGACGACUACAUCUUUAACCAACGCUGUCAAUACAAGGGCGCCAUGCCGAACCUGCACACGUUCACGCUGAGCACCAACGACCUGACCAGCUUAAGAGACCUGUCGUUUCUAACGAGGGAGUUCCAGAAGCUGCAGGAGUUGGACGUUAGCAACAACAGACUGGGAGCUGCUGGAAAAAGUCGAGACUGCGUCUGGCAGAAGAGUAUAACUCGGUUCAUCGCUCACCACAACCGGUUUGAAAGUGAGUCCCUGCGUUGUCUGCCCACCACGGUGCAAUACUUGGACCUGUCCCACUGCGACCUGGACCAGCUGGACAUAACGUACUUUGAGAAAGCCAACAGCCUGAAAGAGCUGCUCCUUAGUGGGAACAAAAUCAAGUUCAUCCCCUUUCAGUGGGGAAGUCCAUCGCUGCAGUCGCUAGCUUUGGACGGGAACUCGUUUGGUGUCAUCAGCAAAGCGUCCUUCAGGGACAUGCCCCGACUGUCUCACCUGAGAGCGGGGAACAACCCUUUCCAUUGCACCUGUGAGCUUCACGCCUUUGUCGAGGACACGACAUCCAAAGGAAAGAUCAACCUCACAGACUGGCCAGAGAACUACAAGUGCUACCACCCGGAGGCCUUCCUAAACACGGUCGUUUCCAAAUACCUACCAGGUCGAGUGGCGUGCGACAUCAGACUUGUGAUCAUCAUCUGCGUUGCCACCACAAUGCUGGUGAUCUUCAUACUGAUGCUUAUGUGCUACAUGUUUGACCUGCCGUGGUACACCAAAGCGACCUUUCAGAUCAUCAGGGCCAAAUACAGAGCUCACAAGGAGAAGGCGGCAGGGGAAGCAGGAAGUUUCACAUAUCAUGCCUUCAUCUCCUACAGCCACUCUGAUGCCGACUGGGUGAGGGAUCAGCUCUUACCCUGUUUGGAGAGUGACAAGAACCCCUACCGCCUUUGUAUUCAUGAGCGGGACUUCAUGCCAGGAAGGUGGAUCAUUGAUAACAUCAUUGACAACAUUGAAAGCAGCCGGAAGGUGAUAUUUGUCCUCUCUCGGCACUUCGUCAACAGCGAGUGGUGCAACUACGAGCUGUACUUUGCUCAGCAGAGGGCGAUGGGAAAGACCUUCAACGAUGUCAUAUUGGUGGUGAAGGAGCCCCUCGACCGCUCCCUGCCCAGCAAAUACUGCAAGCUGAAGAAGAUGCUGAGCACCAAGACAUACCUGGAGUGGCCCCAGCAAGUCAGCCAGCAGCCGUUUUUCUGGGCGCAGUUGAAGAGCGUUUUGGGAAAGCCAACGGUGACGAGAGAGGGGAGACAUAGCGUUAGAAGCAUAGCCUCGUCUGUGAUUGGCUCUGAAGUGGUGGACAGGAAGGCAGAAGAAGCUCAGCUUAAUGCAGAACCAAAAAACAAGAUUAAUAAAAUGAAUAACUAUGAGCUCUCCAAUCAGACACACAUCCCUGCUGUGGCAUUCUGACCAAAAGGUUAAAAAGUUCGGAUUGUAGGACUUACAUUCCUUCAGAAUUGUCUCAAACUCAGGUAACCUUUUGUGUGCGAGUUAUGUCAAGCUGGGAGCAAACGCCAACGUCUCAUUAUGAUGACAGACAACAACCCAAUCCCGCUCCGCCCCGUGGCAUUCUGUCAUGUUAUCCCUGAGCAGCCGGCCUGAUGCCCUCUGCUCCGCUCUCCCUCUGAGUGUGCUCGGGCCGGGCGCCCUGCUGACAGGCGCUGACAGGCCAAAAAAAAAAAAAGAAAGCUUGACAGCUCAAACGAGAUCUCCCCGUGUGGCUCUCCGGAUAACAAGAGAGGUGCCAGGCGGAAGUGAUGACAGGAGGCGCAUUGUGAUCGCACACGGCUCGGUUACAGACUCGGCCCUCUGAGGUAUGAGAUCAUGAAAGUUCAAACUCUCCUGUUCCUGUUACACCUAACGAUGUGCAUGGCCCACCUUGGAGAAAAUGAUUGGGUGACACAAAGAAGAAGAAAGCCCAAGUUAACAAAACACAAAUACAGAUGAAGUCUAUAACAUUUUAAGAUUGAGCCGUGCAGAGGGACAGAGAGGACAUCUUUGUUGUUUUAAGAUUGUUGUUGUGCAGCUUAGCUCAGAGGUAGCUCUGUUAUUUUUCUGUCUGGAUGAAUUAAACUUAAAUAUGUUCAACCA